AUGGUUAAGAGAAAGUCCAUUUUCAAGGUUUUGAAAGGAAAAGCCAAGACCGACGGUGUUGAUGAUCAUGUCUACGAAACCCAACAAGCAUUGAUCUACCUUGCAGAACAAAAGGUGGUAGAAAUCAGAAAAAAAACCGACUCACCUUUUCUACAAAUAAUCGACGUUUUGGAAGCAUCGAUCAAAAAUUGUUUAUAUCGUUCAUCUACUUCUGAGAGUGAACUUGACUGUGUGGAAGAUUGUUACAGUAUCUUGAAGAUCAUCUUUCGCGGCAAAAAGUACCAUUUCCGUCUCUGUGAAUGGAAGGCGGAUGAUGCCACUCCUGCCUCCAUCCGUAAACAAGAAUGUAAAAAUAUCCAUACCAAUGCUUGUAUCUUGAACCAGUUGACCACAAUGCCUUUUGAUGAAGAUGAUUAUGACGCCACAACACUUAGUAUAAUGUAUAUGGACUGGGUAGGCCGUGACGGUGUACUAAAAGCAAUCAUCAAGAAGGACGAUAUUCAAGUUGUGACCAAGAUUGACAGCUUAUACAUUCCUUGCUCGAUCCAUGAAAUCAACUCAAAAUUCAAAAAGUCCAUUCAGCUACUAUAUACUUGGAAGCCUUAG
This is a messenger RNA of Zychaea mexicana, 606 nucleotides long. RefSeq lists its product as uncharacterized. The transcript has 6 exons. Bases 1 to 606 code for a protein of 201 amino acids. The record is from RefSeq and is a predicted model, not a curated record. NCBI's taxonomy places the organism in Eukaryota, Fungi, Mucoromycota, Mucoromycetes, Mucorales, Lichtheimiaceae.